CAUCAGCUUAAGGUGCUGUUAACACAGUCCAAUGUGACGCUGGACAUUUCAUUUCUGAAGAAUCGGUGGGUUUAAGAUGAAUUUUCGGCGACGGUUCAAAUGUGCGCCACGCGCCAGGCCACUUUCGGAUUCUUAAGAGUUGCUGUUCUCCCGGUCCGGAGAGAAUGAGGUGUCUCUGGGUGAAGCAUGAGCGGUCAGAGAAUCGGUCAUAAGCGGCUGUCUCUGCUAUGGGAGGGGGCGGCUCUCAGCCUCUGGCUCUGCUGCUGCUGCUGCUGGACCUCCGGGACCGGAGCCGCCGCCGGAGCCGCCGCCGGGGCCGGGGCCGGAGCCGGACCGGGAGACAGCGCCCCCGGCUCUCUGGCCUGGCUGCUGUCGGAUAAAGGGCCGUUCCAGCAGUCCCUGGAGUUCACGGAGGCUGCGGAGAGGUACCAGCAGGGAUUCAGCACCAGAUACAAAAUCUAUAGGGAGUUUGGUCGAUGGAAGGUCAACAGCCUGGCGGUGGAGAAGAGGGAUGGCGGCGGCGGUUUGACUCCGCCCCUCGACCCGGACUUCACGCACACCGUCCGCCAGCUGGGGAGGCGGCCGAGCCUCCAGGCGAUCACGGAGAGCCUAAUCAAGAAAUACGGCACCCACCUCCUCCUCUCCGCCACUCUGGGAGGGGAGGAGUCUCUCACCAUAUUUGUGGACAAAAGGAAGCUCGGCCAGGAGUCUUCCUCCCCGGGCGCCGAGGGCGGCCGCGGCGGCAACCGGACCUCGACGGGCGCCGUGACCCUGGAGGCCCUCCACCAGCUGGCCGCCUCCUACUUCACGGACCGGGAGAGCACCCUGCGCAAGCUGCACCACCUCCAGAUCGCAUCCACCGCCAUCAGGGUGACCGAAACCAGAACCGGUCCUCUUGGAUGCAGCAACUAUGACAAUCUGGACACCGUGAGCUCCGUGUUGGUCCACAGUCCGGAAAACAAGGUGCAGCUACAAGGGCUGCAGGCCGUCCUGCCGGGCUACCUGCAGAGCCGCUUCAUCCAAGCGGCCCUGGACUACAUCGGCUGCAGGUCCGAGGGCCGGUUCGUCUGCCGGGGCGGUGACUGCUGGUGCGACUGCAGCCCCGACUUCCCGCAGUGCAACUGUCCGCUGUCCGACCUGGACACCCUGGAGAACAGCCUGCUGCGCAUCAGGGACGCCUGGAGGCUGGCCAACCGGGAGUUCGAGGAAUCGGAGGAGUUCCAAAGCUUUGUUGGGAAGCUGCCAACCCAUUACGCCGUAAACACAUCUGUCGUGGAGCACUUGUGGAGGACGGACGGCGGCCUGCUCCAGCGCUACAGGCAGCUGGAAACCAGCAGCAGCCGGCUUUUCGCCAAAGCCCGCCGCACCACUAACAAGCUCUUCAGCCUGAGCAAGAGGUGUCGAAAACAGCCCAGAAUAAUCCAGCAGAGGCCGAGGCCGCUGCUCUUCUGGCUGAGCUACGCUCUCUCCGUCCUCUACUGCAGCGAGAACAGCCAGCUGGGCGUCUACAGCGACGCCAGCCGCCGCUGCUCCUGCCCCUACAGCCAGCCCGGCUGCCAGGGCGUGGUGCCCUGCUCCGUGGGCGACGGCCCCCGCUGCGCCUCCUGCUCCGCCGAGAACCGCACCCGCUGCUCCAGCUGCAACCGCGGCUUCGCCCUGACGCAGGGGGCGUGCCGGCCCGCCGUGCCCGACCCCACCGACCCCUACCUGGGCCUGGAGAGCGACCGCGACCUGCAGGACCUGGAGCUGCGCUUCCUGCUGCAGCGCCGCGACCCGCGCCUCUCCCUGCACGCCGUCUUCGUGAGCAACGACGUGCGCGUCAACACGUGGUUCGACCCGUCCUGGAGGAAGAGGAUGCUGCUCACGCUGAAGAGCAACCGGGUCAAGUCCAACCGGGUCCACAUGCUCCUGGGGGUCGCUCUGCAGUUCUGCCUGACCAGAAACAGCACCCUGGAGCCGGCGCUGUCGCUGUUCGUCAACCCCUUCGGCGGCAGCCAUUCGGAGAGCUGGACCAUGCCGAUAGGCCAGCACGGAUACCCCGACUGGGAGCGCCAAAAGCUGGAUAUCCCUUUGGACUGCUAUAACUGGACGUUAAGUCUGGGAAACAGAUGGAAGAGCUUUUUUGAGACGGUUCAUUUCUACCUGAGGAGUCAGAGCAGGGAGGCCGUGGGAGGAAGCAGAAACACGACUCUGUACAACGAGCCCCCGGAGGCGGCGGAGCCGGCCAACAGCAUCGGCUACAUGAAGGUCAACAGCAUGCAGCUGUUUGGGUACAGCGUGCACUUUGACCCCGAGGCCAUCCAGGACCUGAUCCUGCAGAUAGACUACCCGUACACUCAGGGAUCGCAGGACUCGGCGCUGCUGCAGCUGGUGGAGCUGCGCCGCAGGGUCAACCGCCUCUCGCCCCCGGGGGCGCCGCACGUGGACCUGUUCGCGUGUCUGCUGCGCCACAGACUCAAGCUGUCCACCGCAGACGUGACCAGGAUACUCACUGCCCUGCAGGCCUUCAGCGCCAAACAGCCCGACUACGUGCACUACGAGGCAAACAAACUGUGCAGCUAAUGGCCACUGCUAAAUGUUUUGUACUAUUUCCCGGCCGCAGACAGGACGGCGGGAUACAUUGGUGUCACAUGUGUGAUUUGUUGUUCGAAACUGUGCUGUACAUACACAGUGUGCAAUUAAAUUUGAUGUUUUAU
Molecule: messenger RNA, 2696 nt
Organism: Salarias fasciatus (jewelled blenny)
Lineage: Eukaryota; Metazoa; Chordata; Actinopteri; Blenniiformes; Blenniidae
Product: BMP/retinoic acid-inducible neural-specific protein 3-like
Exons: 7
Coding region: 187-2562 (791 amino acids)
Biological process (GO): nervous system development; cellular response to retinoic acid; positive regulation of neuron differentiation
Cellular component (GO): neuronal cell body; cytoplasm; dendrite
Source: RefSeq, a predicted model, not a curated record